CUUCCGGACGCCGUGCUCUUGGCUCUCUUCUGAAGCCCAGUGAGUGCUGACGGUUCUGUGCCUCUGCUGAGAGCCGAGAAAAGAACUCGCGCAAGCUUGGAGGCCAAGCUAUGGAUGCAGUGACCUAUGAUGAUGUGCACAUAAACUUCACUCAGGAAGAAUGGGUCUUGUUGGAUCUUUCUCAAAAGAGGCUCUACAAAGAUGUUAUCCUGGAGACCUACAGGAACCUCGCUGCUAUAGGAUACAAAUGGGAAGAAUACAAUAUUGAAGAACAUUGUCAAAAUUCUAGAAUACAUGGAAGGUGAGUUUCAUGUGUAAACUGAAACUUAAAUGUGUAUAUGUGCCUCUGAAGAAAUUU
This is a messenger RNA of Mus pahari (shrew mouse), 358 nucleotides long. Its product is annotated as zinc finger protein 431-like. Bases 111 to 305 code for a protein of 64 amino acids. The transcript has 3 exons. Lineage: Eukaryota; Metazoa; Chordata; Mammalia; Rodentia; Muridae. The record is from RefSeq and is a predicted model, not a curated record. Gene Ontology annotation, biological process: regulation of DNA-templated transcription.